GAUGCCAACAGCAUCUCUAGGCUCUAGUCUCUACCCGUGUCCUGUUCCAUUCCAUUUUCUAGUUACUACACUCUUCUCUCCUCACCGAUGGAGACGAAGCACACAGGGUAUUGCCGUACGAUGGAGGAAGUCACCUUCGACUGUGAUCUCAUUCAUUCCAUUUUGAAGCGCUUUUGGACAUUGCAAGCACUUGAGCGCGAAAAUGUUGAAGCCAACGACGCCCCGGACUCCGAGGUAGGAGUUGGAACAUCCAAGAAGAAUCGGACAACUUUUGCUAAUGCCAAUGCUGUGAAGCUUACGUCUGAACUUCUCCGUAUUUUUAUCACAGAGGCUGUUCAACGUGCUGCGGCUAUUGCAGAUGCAGAGGGUGCUAGUCAAAUAGAACCUACUCAUUUGGAGAUUAUUCUUCCUCAGUUACUUUUAGAUUUCUAAAGCAUUUCAAAUACUUAUAUGUAACUUCUACUUCCCCUAUCAUCAAUAUAGUAGAAAGAUCGUUAAGCUUUUAUGCUGCGAUAUCAGACACAAUAAUUCUUUCCAGGGGCUUUUAAAGAGAAAAGGGCUGCGGUGAAACUGUGGAGUAUCCUCACAGUUAUUUCUUUCUGUUACUUGAAGCUUUCUAACUUGUCUUGCUCGAUUAACGAAUCUACAGCAAAUCAGCAAUUAAGAUUUUCA
Messenger RNA from Cajanus cajan (pigeon pea), 672 nucleotides. Its product is annotated as centromere protein X. Gene Ontology annotation, biological process: replication fork processing; resolution of meiotic recombination intermediates; DNA repair. The record is from RefSeq and is a predicted model, not a curated record. Lineage: Eukaryota; Viridiplantae; Streptophyta; Magnoliopsida; Fabales; Fabaceae. Gene Ontology annotation, cellular component: FANCM-MHF complex.